UAUUACUAUUUCUGCUGCUGUUGUUGUUGCUGUUGUUGCGUUGCGGUUAUUGCAUGUGGUCCCUCUGAAAACAAGGGUACAUCAUCUGGAUGCGAACGGAGAGUGCACUCUCAUACGAUCAAGCAGCAAGUUCGGGCCGGGGGAAUGGGCCCGCAAAGGCAUCCGUUGCUGCGAAACCAGUGAUGCGUGUGUGACACAAUUGAAAGGCCUCCCUCCGCGCGAAUGCAUUUUGCAGUCCUCAGUUUCCAGUCCAAUGUGAAGUGUAAACCGUGCCCCGUUUGCUUCCGUCGAAUGGGAGUGGAACAUUUCGGAGGGUCAUAAAGUGGAAUACAUAAAUGAAUGAUAGAUUUUACCAAAUUGUUGCUGAUUAUAAUCGUUUCGUAUGUUUGUGUGCAUUAUUAAUAUUUAAUGAUUGAAACCAAUGAAUUGAUAAUAUCGUUUUGAUUGCGGGCCGGACGGAGUCUUUGUUGAUUGCUGAUCGGAGAUAACGAGCGAGCUGUAAAACACUAUCCUCGGAAGGUACAUGAAGCCGGACGCGACAGCCAGUAACCGAGUUUCUAAUUUUCUUUUCGCGGGAUAGUUUUUUUUGUGUUCCACUAUUUUCUGUUGUAAAUCCGAUCCAAUCUCGUGUAGUGUUGUGUUAUUUGAGAUAACGGAAAGUAGUGAGCCAGCAACAUGAAUUGAUUGAUGCUGUUUUUCGCUGAAAGAAAUUGGUUUUUAAUACGAUUAUCGAGUUCUCGCUAAGGCACGCAUAUUUCAGUGUUUUGACGGUGCAAAAGAUAAAAAAAUAAGUGCUGCGAAGAAAAACUAGUCCAGUGAAGGUUUUUUUGUGCUUCUCGAAAGCAGCAUUGCAAGUUGCAAAACGAGUGUUUCUGCAAGAAAAAUGCAUGCGUAGCGCAAAUGAAGCGUAAUAACAGUGUUUCGGGCGAUGAAGAGAAAAAAAAUCAGCUGAAAGAAUCAAAACCGGAUCAAAACACGAUAUUUCAGUUGAGUUUGUUAUGACCAUACACCACCCAAUGCGCGUUGAGAUCAUCACCAAACUAAUUCGAAAUUGGAACACUUGAUCCAAAAUAAAGCUCCUCAGUUGCUAAGUUCUCUUAGGGGAGGAUACCCAAAAUUCCGGAAACCGAAAGAGGGUCAACAAGUUUUUUUUGUCCUACUGAAAGCGGAUUCACACCAGAGCGAGCGAGAGUGAGAGCGUGAAUAAUAUCCUGAGCUCAACCGUUUGCAUGUAUUGGUGGCACAGGCGCAGCAUCCAAAGUUCAAGAUCGCCCAGGACACAUCACAGCGCCGACCGUCGUAAUCUUCAGCCGGAAUCCAUAUUCAAACAAACACCGCCCAAGAAGCACUGCGGAUUACACAUUCUUCAGAAUUACUUUUUCGCGUCGUCUGCAAAUGCCACCAAUGACGUGAAGUGUGAAUCAUCUUCCUCAAGCCACAUACAGAACAAUGUGCUAGAAUUUCGGUUACACGGAAAACCUCCAACCGUCAAUUCUGUGCUGAAACACCUGAGCGGGCCAAAGCCGCCGCCGUCGAGCUACCCUUAUUUAUUAUAUUCGCUUGUUUCAGUUUUUGUGGUUUAGCUAUCAUGUUGCAAGCAUAUACAUAGCAAAAUAUUUCUGUUCGAGAGUGAAGUGUACCAGUCGAGACGAACGAUACUUAAUCACUUGUUUGUGUUAGGAAUGCGGGAAAAGUGAAACAUUCCAUGUGGGAAGAAAAGAUGAAAAUCUUUUGAAAAAAUGCAGAUUUCAAUAGUUAUGAGUAGGAAAUGUUAAGGCAAGAAAAGAAAUGUUUCUAACUGUUAUUGUGCUUUGAAAAGAAAAAAAUAAACUGUGUCGCGGCGAUAUAAGAGCAAUUUCCUUGGUAGGGUGUGAGAAGACACAAUAAAAAGUUUUCAUUUCUGCCAUCUACGGGAUUAUAUCAGCUUCAAAACGGGGCUCGCAGCUUUAAACAAGAUGUCAGCCGGAUUGAUGUCGUGCGUUCGCGAGAAUUCGCCCCCACUGGAGAGCCCUCCUGCCACCUCCGGAGCCACCAGCAGCAGCAACCACAGCAUCGGCGGCAACAAUCAGAUGCUGGAUUCGAACGAUAUGCCGAUCACAAUCACCACACCAGAGCAUCAAGCAGCGGGCGAUACUGGCACCACACGCCGCAAGCGAUUCCACCCAUUGCGCAACUUGAGGCGAAUUUUCCGCCGCCGGACGGUUUCCUCGGCCGAUGCCACGCCCCGACAGUUGCUGGGAAAGAGCCAGACACAUAUCCACUUUGCCACAUCCGGCUGCUCCACCACGGAUGUAAUGCUUCCCCGCACCGGACUCGGGGUGCCGAUCACUAUCAGAGCCGAUUCGGGCGGUGGUGGCGGAGUAGGUGCUGGGUUCUACAAGCGGGAAACGUACCGCCUGCGGGACGCCGAUGAUCUAGACAAGGACAUGUCUGACUAUCAACGGAGUCUCAGCGAGGGCCGCCUGGUGGAUAGUGACAUAAGUCGCGAUGGACUAUCCCAAUCCCACGACAGUGUGUUCUCGGAAUCCGCCGGUACGGCCAGCAGUCUAUCGAUUACACUUAAGAACGAACUGGCCGACGUGCUACGCAAACGACGGAAGGAUCGUCAGAGCGAAGCCUCCGAUGAGGACCUUGGGUUUCCGCAAAGUCCGAUAACGCCCCAACGCAAGGAUCGUGGGAUCAAUAAAAGCGAAGGGUCGCUCAGCAUUCUCAGCAUGACUAGCUCGGAUCUGGACCUGGAGGAACGUUCCAUGUCAAACGCCAGUGGACACAAUCUACUGCAUCUGGAUUCAGCUAGCUCCAGCAUGUACAAUCGGUCGUUUGAUAACCAGGAGGAAAAUGGAGCUGACUCUCCAGCAGCCAAACUUAGUCAUUCAGCUGCCAAGCACAAGCUAGCAGUGAGACCAAAAAAGAAGGGACCCACUCGUGCACGUGCUCGUCCGCGUGAGUCAACGGCUCUUCCAGCCACUCCAGAGGUCAACGAGGACACACUGAAGCUCUCCAACACGGAUAUCCCGGUGGAUCUAUCGCCCAGUGCAGAAGAGGCUGAAGCCAAAUGCCACUCGCUUCCAUUUGGUAUCAAUCCGGGUGGGCUGACCACGACUAAUACCAUCCAAUCGGUGCUGAGUAGUAGCUGCAGUACCACCGUGAUUAACAAAACGCCGGCAAGAGAACCAAUCACCAUCAAUCCGAAAUUAUCAGCCUCUGUGUCGCUCAACACAACCGCUCCGAAUUCCAACUCUGGUAUCUACAUUAACAGAAAUAUAUCUAAAAGCUAUGAUUUCAACAGGCACAAUGGCGACGGCCACAUCACAGAGGAGUUCGAGCUUGGCGGCUCGAAAAAAGAAGACGACGGCUUCUUCAAGAAAAUCUUGAACUACAGCUUCAAGAAAAAGAAGCACGAACAAAGUACAAGAGACGAACAUCAUCAACAGCCGGUGAUCAUCCCUGUGGCAUCACCACGAAAAGAGGACAACACCAGUACCAUUUACAUCACAUCAAAUAUGAAUAUGGCACCGGAGCCGAUUGUCAAGCUGUCACUUCCUGUGUGUGAUGCGGAUGUACCGGAAAUGAGCGGUUAUAGAAAGAUAAAGGCUGGGCCAGCGGCUAGACAGAGGAUAUUUCCGAAGGAAAUUUUUAACACAUCAGAUGUUGACAGACCUCAUGAUAGCCACCGAUACUCUUCGAAUGUGGAAGUCAACCGUCACUCGACUUCCUCCAGCGGGAGUGGUUCGAUAAUAAUCACCACAGAUUCGAAGAUUGUCCAGCACAAGAGUGAGGAGUACUUGGUGCCGAAGUGUAGAAAACUUUCGGAACGAAGCUUCGACGAAAGAGACGGGGAUGAACAGAAUGUUCGAAAGUAUCAGUCAAAUGCGGACAAAUUGAAAAAUCCUAGAAUAUACGGACUGAGUCCUUAUCAGCAAAGAAUCGCAAAGAUCGCUGUCAACCAGGAAGAACCGCCCAAGGAAAGUCCCACCAAGCGAAAAGUUGUUGAAAAGUCGAAAAGCUUCCGCGUGUAUAACAGUGACAACAUAUCAAACAAUUUGACCAACGCCAACAACUUACCUAGUCUUCCCAACCUCACCAAUUCACUCUCGAUUGGAAACUUCAGCAAUAACUUCCUCGAAACAGAGCACAAAUUUUUUAGCAUGACCGAAAACAUCAAUGUGGGCAAUUCGAAAAUAUUCAAGGAUUACAUUUCCAAUGUGGACGAGCCAAUUGAGGAGGGUGGCAGAACGAUGGUCGCUUCCAACACAUCGCUGCAGAAGUUCGAGAUAAACGACAAUAAUUUGUUGAAUCCACGAGAAUUGGAACAUAUCGAUCACCAGCCGAAGUCAAUCAUCCUAACCACAAACGCUAUUGUCCCACCGGAAUCGAACAGUGUCCUCAACAAAUCUAACCAAAACAUUUCCCAGAUCGAGGAAACCAUCGAUAAACUCGUUUCGUCUUCGUUCGUCAGUAUCAUCAAGGACGCCGGAAGCUCGGAUCGGUUGGAUCAACCCGAAUCGCCACAAUCGAACCGUGUGCCAGAGUUCAUGAAAAUCCAGCUGAACCGUGUGGAGACGGCCCGUCCCAAGUCAAACGUGGUCCUCUCGACAUCGGCUCCGCCGUCCAGUGCCGACAUUACUCCUUCGCCUAGUCCAGCGAUUCCGGUCUCGGGUAGCGGCGGUUCUAUAGACGAAUCGAUCAAAGCGCGUCGGUUCAGCAACGAGAACAUCGAGAUAACGGAAAGCAAACCACCGUUGCCACCGUCAGCGGUGAUUGUGGCGGCCAGGGGCAGUUUCGUGGAAACUCCAAAGAGCCCGCUGGCGUUCAAAAGAUCCGACGUCGCGUCAAAGCGGAAUUCGGUUAACCUAACGCAGGAGAUUGCUGACGAUAGGAAGGUAAUUCUGCAGCGCCGGACCUCGGUCACGGAGGAAAAGAUUAAGUAUGAACGAAGAAUUUCUUCAUCCUCCGAAGAUAUCAAGUAUGAGCGGAAGAAGUCGGAGGAGGUGUUUGAUAAGAGGAACUGUAAUUAUAACAGCGGAUCCAGCAGUGGGGAUGAAUUGGUCGUUCUGCGGAAAAAGUCAAUUGUAGAUAACCACAGAGACAAAGAUAAAGAUACGCCGGAGUUGAUGAAGGUUUUCGCGAGGAGAUCGCUGAAGCUUCGUUCCGAUGAUGAUUAUAGAAAUGUUGAGGCGAAGCCUCUAUCGAGUGUGGACAGCGACAAGGAGAAUCAUUCUAGUGAGGAGAAACUGGACAAGAUUGUCAAAACGGAGGGAGCUCAUGCUGGUUCCAAAAGCAUUGCUGGUGGGAUGCCAAAGGAAACCUCCGAUCACAAAGCUGCGUCAGAGAAUAAUAAUUCUAACGAAGUGCUGCGGAAAAGCAACCCAAAACCUUUUGGGGUGCCGAAUCGUUUCGGGAACGCAAGUAACGUUCAGAAUAGAAACACAACAUCCUUUGGCGAGCUACGUAAAUCCCUUAUCCCAGGCAGUCCGACAUCGACAGUACCGAACAGUAACAGUUUCGCGAAGAACAGCACGGAGAGUAACGAAUCCUCCGGGAUGAACAACAACAAUAUUAACAAUAAUAAUAACAAUAACAUAAACAGCAACCGCCAUACAAUUGCCACAAUGAACCAGUUUAAUCUGAAUGCUAGCAAUAACAAUAAUAACAACAACAGCAGUAUUACAAACGGAAAUAGCACGACCAUCGAGGCGAUUCGAGAGGUUAAUGAGUUCAAAGGCAUAUUGCAACGUCGAGCGGAGUGGGAAAAGCGAGCCAAGGAGGGAUUUAAAUAAGGUAAAGGCAGUAAACAAUCUUCCCUUUUAGGAGGUUUCUGGGGCAUCCGAUUCUCGUGAAACAUUUCUGAUAAUAGUGUUCAAUUAUUGCUCAAGGUGAGUAAUAUGACGAAUUUCAUGCCAACUUGUCUUAGAAGUUGGCAGCACCAUCUCAAAUAGCAGUGCAACGUUGUGGGUGUAAAAAACAUUGGACGUUUAAACAACUUUGCAGACUUGAAACAUUCAAAAAAAGAAUAAGGCCGAGGACAUAGUAAACGAGAUGCGAUGCGAAUUUCAAUGCGGCGAAACUGUUCGUGGAGUGUUUUGCCGCGUGUGAAUGCAAAUGAUGAUUGUCAGAUGAUUUUCAUAAAUAUCUCCAUGAACCUCACUCUUGAUGUUUUUAUAUUUAUUGCAAUGAGUUCGACGGGCUUCCCAUUUACCAUGUUUAUAGAGAAAAACGAUUUUGAAUAUCGUUGACCGUGGCUUAUGGAGAUUUCAAGAAAAUACGUGCACAUGGAAAUGAAAAUUGCCAUUGAUUGAGUGAAUUAAAAAAAUAAUAUAAGAUACUGGAGAAAAAGUAACCAAAUGCCACUGAGAAAAAUGUUUCAUUUGCUAUACUUUCGAUUUAGAUGUUCGGUUGAAGUUUUUUGAGAAAAAUAUCGCAUACUUAUAUAUUUUUUUGCAAAAUAAAAUGUCUCACAACAAUUCAAUUGUGCAAAAUGAAGACAUGUUAUCAUACCUGGCAUCUUUGUGCUGGGAUGUUUACAUGUGAAAUAGACAGGAAUGUGAAAUUAUUGAAACGUCAAAAACCAAGCGAUUCAAAUUGAUAAGCAUGUUAUAGCCAGUGCGGUGAAAAUUCAGUCUCAAUCGAAAAUAUCGACGAAAAUAACAAAGAAUACCAUUCGUCAUCAAAGAAAGCAUUGCUUGAUCGCUAGAAUUAGGCUAACCUUGUCAACUGUGAUUCGAAAGGGUUCAUUGUUAAUCGAACGCUAUUCCUUCUCAUUUGAAUGUGAUGAAUGUAUUUGGCCGAACGAAAACAAAUAAUUCAUUCUCACAACCUCGGCUUUCCGCAUUGAAGCAUGAUUUCGGUUUAUUCACUGUCAUAUAAGCAAGGCAUACACAGAGCAGGCGAUGGGAGAGCAUUUUCUAAUGCCCCUUACUCAUGUGUUAGCAUCACACUCUCACAGUAAUGCGAGAAGCGUAAGAAUGAAAGAAAUUAAAAAUUCAUUCUCGCGAGUUGUUCCCCUGUUUUUCUCUGAAAACAAACCAAAGCAUCGUCGGGUGUCAAUUGAGUGUCGGUCACUAGUUCAAUUGAUAGGAACAAACGUAAAUCUCAAAUAAUAGCAUGACAAUCGGCUUUAACGAAGGUGCGAUUAUUCAACCGAAAGGGAGGGUGAAAAGUGAAAAGUGAAAAGAGAUCCGUAUGAGUGAAACGUGCCCGUACAUCGAAGUAGCCAACGAGCCCGUGAUAUUCGUGUGAAGAGAAGUGUUGUCAAUGAAUGAAUUGAUUAUUUUCAACACUGGUCAUAGCACGCGAUGAGCUCCAAUUAAUCGCUUCGCAUCGUACUGCGUUCACUAUGUCCUCGGCCUUAGACUACUUUUUGAAAAGGCCAAAGUGUUUUUUAAUUUUUCACAAAAUGAAAUUUUCGUAAAAAAUACGAAAUAAAUACACUGAUUUUUCAGUUUUCAGUUAUUUUAAAAAUUGAACGUUUCAAAAACCUUUGUUUUAAUUCUAAAAAAAUCAUAUGAAUAGCCCUUAUAAUUUCCAACCAGUCAUCCAUAUAACAUCGGAAGAAGGACACUGCUACAUGAAAAAAGUUUUCUUAACAACUACAUUUUCUUUUUUUUUUUUUGAAAAAAUACCACUAAUUUUUAACUCAUAACUUGUUUAUGUGUAAACUACCUGACCCGGCUAAUUUCAUCCUGCCUGAUUAUUCUUGCAAUUUUCUCUUUCUACAAAUUUUCCAAUACUGUAAACAAAACUGGUCAUCAUAAUAUAAAAUUAUUAUCAGACACAAUUCUCUUUCAAGAAUCAUUUGCAACAGAAAACACGUUUCUUCAUUAUAUGGACUAUAUAUUUGAUAUGGAAAAGUAAAUUUUCAUUCAAAAUUUUAAUUUUCAAAGUGUGUUGUUCCAACUAAAAAUCCAUUUCCACGUUCGAACAAAGAUCAAUUUCGUUAGCGCAAAUAUCGAAUGGAAUAACAACGCUUAUCACGAUGUAAUCACGAUGAGAAUUCAAUUUUUCUGAAUUUUCCAACGUUUCUCCAGAGUUUUACGAAAAUUUUCCGAUUUUCUCUCCGUAACAUUGAUCUGUGGGCACAAACGAAUACAACAAUAUGAAGCCGGCUUAAAUUUGAUCAUUCCUUCCUCGAGGAUUCGGCUAUUCAUUUUUAUUUAUACAGAUUAUCACGAUUGACAUGUUCCGCAAACUUUUGACUACAUCUUUCAUUUUAGUACCGGGGGGUAUGUUCAACGUUUCGAAAACGAGAGCGAGACGCUUGAAGUGCAAGAUUUUGAACGAUGAUACCUCUUUGCCGGAUGAACGAAAUGUUAUGACAGUCACUUUAUUCGACAGACAAAAUGUUCAAGAGUUAUGAAAUGAAAACAGGCUAUUUAAAUCACACAAAUCUGUAUAUAAGCUGGCGCUCACUCGGAAAUCCAUUCAAUUUGACAAAUCUCCCGUUCACAUAUUCACAGGUAUCAUGCCAUACGUAAAAUGAUAGACUUAGCCAUUAGAUUUACUUGCAACGAAGAACUUAAACUAUCACAAUGCAUGUAUUGACCUAAAUUGGGAUUUGUUUGCAAUUUAGUUCGGAAUUUUUUUCAUUCAAUCACCAGCCUAAUCAAUAUUCAAUAUACACAAAUGAUUACUAAGCCAACGUCAAGCUUGCGGUUACAUCAUAAGUAUAACUCAAACAUAGUUUUUUUCCAUACAUAUACUUUUCAAAGUUGAAACCAUUAUGUAACAAAAUAUAUGCACCAUAUCACAAUACAGUUAAUGUGGUCUUGAAGCUAGAUCAUUAGUAGUAACAUUUUAAAUAAAAACCGCAAACAAUGCUUUAGAAAACUGAUUAAAAAUAUUUUUGAAAACAUAUUAUGUGUUCCUAAUCCUGUGCACCCAUAAAAUGUAAAUUUGACUGUUAAAAAGGUUAUUGUUGUUAUUUAUUGACAAACAUUGUUAAAUAACAUAACCAAUAUUUGCGUUAUAUGUUUGAUUUAUGACCAACAAAAAGAUAGUCGUCCUGAGAAAUUCAUAUUUCGCGAGUGAGAUUUGAGAGAAAAGUGGAGAAGAAACGUUAUUUAUUGAAAUAAUUAAAUUAUAAUCAUAAGUACUUGCAAAUUAUCUGUAGUGAUUUUGUUUCUAUUCUUGUUCUUUUUCUGGAAUUAGCCCUUGAACUUUUCAUUCAUCAGUUUUAUUUUCUCAAACGGUCAAAUUUCUGCGAUCGUUGUUGUUCUUGGUUCUGUUUUUCACCUUCCGAAUCGUUGUGUUAUUUCUUGUAACGUUUGCAUUAAAAAAAUGGACUUUUUCCGGAUGGCGAUUUUUGUUUUAUUUACGCUUCAGGUUUGUCCAGAAAUUCUCGAUGGGACGCAGCUGGGGGACGUUGGGCGGGUUCGCCGACUUGGGUACCACAUCGAUAUUCAGCCGCUCCAUCUCCUCUAAUAAUUGCUUCGAGUAGUGGGCCGACGCCAGAUCCGGCCAGAACACUGCGUCUUCGCCCUUAUGUUAUUUCUCGAUGAACGACGCAACUUCUGGCAGGCACCUCGUACUAUAAAUUUCCCUGUUUACGGCCAGUGCGGAGCUAAAGAAGAGCGGAUUUGACAUCCCCUUCUCGCUGAUUGUCACCCACAGCAGCACCUUCUUGGGGAACUUGAUGUGUGAAAUAAACUGCACUUCAGAACUCAUUUCCUUCGUGGGGGAAGUAAAAUACGAAGUGCCCUGCCAGUCGUUGCCAUCCAGGGUGAGAUAGUUCUCGUCUUCCAUCACCACCGCCACGUCGCGAUUCGCCGGGAAAAUCGACUUGACCAUUUUAUUCGGCCGCUGCCGCUGCAUCAUUGCCUGUAGCUCUGAGACCAGUGGACGCGACUUUCGCUUCCUGACAUGUAUGUCCAUGUUCGCCAGGUACUUUUUCACUGUUUGGCACCGACCUCCCGACCAAGCGCACGCAGCGAUGUAGCCACUUUUCCCUCGAUCUUUUUCUUCAGCAUCCUUUGGAGCUUCUCGUCACUCAGGGUCAUCGGCCGCCCGGAACCGGGCUUUCUUUCGAUGCUCUGAUUGUUGUCCAAUAGUGCCAUAAUGUUGUAAAUGCCGGAACGGGCGUAUCUGGCGUUCACAAAGUAUCACACGAUGUCCGUUUUUGACGCGGCGGGGUACCGUUCUUUGAACGCGCACACUUCUGAACGGAGUAGCUUCACUGUUUUCCCCAUCACGGUUAGAGUUCGACAAAUAGAGCUGUCAAUUUUUUUCUGUUGACUUAUGGGUUACCAUGAUUGAUGCUGCAUGGGUAGUUUCGUCAGUGUGUGUGAAGAAAUACCAUGCAUCCUGGUUUCAUCCUGCGCAGCGUAAGGAACAAAAACAAAACACUAGGGACCUAAUUAUGCGUGUUAUAAAUCCUCUUUUUUCUGAGAGUUUAUUCAUUUUAAUCACUUUGAAUAAGAAACAUAUACAAAAAAUUUAAAACUUACUGAUUGCGGAUAAGUUCCGAAUUUGCAACACUUUUUUUUUGUUAAAUUGGGAAGAAAGAAGAAUUCGUUGCGACUUAGCGUUGAUGCUAAAGAGAACAAAAAUAUGACUUUUUUAGUGAUUUGUUUUUAAUGUUUUUUGUUUUUAAUGUUUAAUGUUUAAACCCAUUUUUUUCGGUGAAUUAUCGCGUGAUAACAAAGACAAAAGAACAAUGGAUGGUGAUCUUCCGAUGUAUAGAUGACUUGUUGUAAAUUGUUAGGGCAGUUCAAAUAUUUCUUUGAAAAUUAAAAAAAAACUUUUGAGACAAAUGAAUUCUAUUUAAUUUUUUGCAAUUUCCAAUGAAAAUUUUCAUCCUUUGACCAACAUUUUGUAGGAAUUACAGUUUUUCAGUUAUAUUUUUUUGUACGAAAUGAAGAAAAAAAACUUAGUCCCUUUUCAAAAAGUGGUCUAAUUCUUGUUGAAGUUUUCAAGCAUGCAAAGUUGCUUAAAUGACCAAUGUCUUUACACCCACAACGUUCCACUGAAUUCUGAGAUAUUGCUACCAAUUACCAGCCGAAUUGGCAUGAAAUUCAUCAUAUGCGAAUCUAUUUGCAACAAAUUUCACCAAUAGUACGAGAAAAAUCACUGUAGAUCAGUGUAGAUUUGUAAGAUAGGAUCAAUUGGGUCAACCGUGCUCAUCGCUCUCAUUUUGGUGUCCACUCUAGAUGCACUGUUCCCAUACACCACCUUUCAGAGGUGCUCAUUGUGUAGUAGAAUCGAAGUAGUGUUCGCCAGUAGUUUGUUCGCGAUUUCCGAAAACCUGAUCUCCCCACCGAUCCCGAAAUGAACGAACAAGAGUCGUAACUAGAUUGAGAUGCUCCAACCCACCUGUAAUAUACAUGAUAAGGAGAAUCCAAAUUUGCAAAUUUUGACCAAAACGUAAUCUGAAGGUGCACUCGUUCCGAGUAUAUUCGCUGUUUUCCGGUGUAAAAAAACGUAGUCAUCUUCCCCAUUAGUCAAUAGCUGGAAGGAAUUGUUGCAAUGAGUCAGUCAGUACACAUACACCCCCUGUUAGCUUAGCUGACGAUCUUAAAUGUGUUAACUCAAAUUUCACAAGUCCCCCGUUUAGCAAUCGAUAUUUUAUAUUUGUGACGAAAUCAAGCCUCGGAUAUUUGAUUGCCGUAGUCAAAUUCGAUUGUCUCUUCUCGUGCGCGUAGGCUAACCGAUUCGACGCGCGUAAAUACUAUAUAAUCAUUGAAACUAAUCAAGAUUCAUUUCAAAACUAAAACAAAUGUGAUAAAAACAAUAAAUUAACGUUUAUAUAUUCAGCGCAAUAUUUUAGAAGCUGUAUUAAUUUGUAAAACUGAAACUUCCGCCUGUAUAUUUCCGAGUUCUUUUCUAGCCACGGAUAUACUGUAGAGACAGAGAGGCGAAUGAUUUUUAUAUAAAAAUCCUCAAUGUUAUCGAUUAUUUGCGAAAAAGUUUAUACCGAUAAGAGUAAUAGUACGUAAACUGUAAGUUAUUUCAUACAUGUGACGAAUUGAAUUAGCAGCAGAAUUGUACAUACUUUGCGGUUGAUUUUGUCCACUUCUAGAUGUAAGCCUCUAAGCGAGCUAUUUCAGUUCUAAGCAAUGGAACUCAAACCUGACUAAUGUCUCUGCACACGUGUUCUCUUGACCGCAAGUGAAAAAUAAAACAAUUAUGAGAAACGUAUGUUUAAUAGCACUGAAUCAAAAGUAGUAUGUUGGAAUCUUCAAGCUUUCCCCUUGUAUUUACUACUGGAUGUUGCAAAAUUUUAUUCAUGAGGUUUUAUUGUAUUUACACAUUAUUCUACUACGUAAAAGCAUUGCAUACACACAAACACACAACAUACAUAAACAUACAUACUGAGAUAUUUACUCUUGUGAGAUGUUGACAACUAGAAACGACUUUAUCAGAUGGAUUAGAAGUGUUAUUCAGGCGAAGAUAGAAAGCAUUGAAGCAAAGCUAGUGUAGAAAAUGUCAAUAUGAAUGAAGCUACAAAUAUUGAGGAUACAUACGGCUAAUAAACUGUUAGAAAAUAAAA
Toxorhynchites rutilus septentrionalis is the source of this 12484-nucleotide messenger RNA. RefSeq names its product bromodomain-containing protein DDB_G0280777. The transcript is spliced from 9 exons. Bases 1956 to 5780 code for a protein of 1274 amino acids. NCBI's taxonomy places the organism in Eukaryota, Metazoa, Arthropoda, Insecta, Diptera, Culicidae. The record is from RefSeq and is a predicted model, not a curated record.